GAUCGAGUGUUUUGGGAUGAAGAGUGGAAUGUGGAGUGAUGGUCUCGAUAUGAGAGGAUGAUAUGAAGCUUUUGGGAGAAUCGGAUGAAAUUGUUACUGUUGCUCCUUGCCGCUGUAAUCAUCUGCGGUCUGACCUUUUGCUGAUGUAGCUUCACGACACUUUUACUCAUCAUCGCGGACUUCUAGCCAGUUGGCAUUAAUUUAGACAUGCGUUUUCGUCCACUUGGUCUCGUUGGAUGAAACACCUGCAGCUUUCAGCGAGGAAUUUCACCUUCAUUUCCUCGUCGCUUUUUCCUCCUCUGCGUUUCUUUUUCAUCCGUGUCCCUCUGCCGUCCUUGUUCUCGCCCUCGCAGCACCAGAUGCAGUGGGGCACUUUCUCGUCUCGAUCGGGAACUCUGGCUAAAUGGUAUAAUUUGAUCCAUCCAAGAUGUAAGACUUCGGACGACUGGAACCGCUUGAAGCUUACAAUAAAGAGGACGAGAGUUUGGGGAAAGUCAAAUGGCGCUAGGACAAGAUCUUUGAAAAAAGGAUGGGAAGGAGAAGAAGAACAGCGACGGAAUUCGAGUAGAGUGAGACUCGCUCUUUCCUGCUGGGCCAUGUCGAUAACGAUCCCGAAGGAUACGAUGAGGAAACGCGCCGCAACUAGUUCGCUUGACUGGGGCCUGGACUGGAGACUGGUGCUGGACAGGACUGGAUAGCGUGAACUUCUCUGGGAGUUCUGGUUCGAACCAGCCCCGCCCGGUGCUCGCCGAGUUUCUGGGUGCUCCCUACUAGGGAUCCAAAAGGAAUGUAUAAUUUGCUCCAUCUUCCGCCCCAUGGUCCAGGGAUGUUUCUUCCAAGAAUGCCGAGAAAGGGAGGAAUCAACUGUUCCCGCCAAUAACACCCCUGGGGUGUAGAGUCAACCAGAGAAAGAAAGGGAGUAGCAGAAGCAUGAGGAGGCGAGAGAGAGGCGGGGGCGAGAGACAGUAAAGAAAAUUGGAGGAACAAAGAACCACGUUGGUUGGUUCCGAGAGAUGGGGUCCCCUUCUUCGACAACAGUGAAUCCAAAUCUCCCUCAAUCUGGUCCUUUCUGGCUCGAUGAAGUUGACAAGGAGCUCAUAUGGAUGUCCAGUUGACUGACGCAAAUCUACCAUUUUUAGCUUCGAAAAAAACAUGCUUAUGAGAAUCAAGCCUGUGAUGUGUGUGAUUCAUAAAUAUUGGGCUAUUUGUGGCUCGAUGAGGUUGACGAACAGUUCAGAUGGAUGUCCAGUUGACUGACGCAGAUCUCCAUUUUUAGCCUCAAAAAAACAUACUUAUGUGAAUCAAGUCUUCGAUAUGUGUGAGACUCUCAUCGAAACUGGUCAAAAUAUCUAAGGAGGUGAUGUAAGGGAUCGACUUUUGAAAUCUUAUUAUGUGGUAAUAGAUAAAG
Messenger RNA from Marchantia polymorpha subsp. ruderalis, 1408 nucleotides. The record is from the annotation of a GenBank genome assembly. Lineage: Eukaryota; Viridiplantae; Streptophyta; Marchantiopsida; Marchantiales; Marchantiaceae.